Molecule: messenger RNA, 4458 nt
Organism: Hemiscyllium ocellatum (epaulette shark)
Lineage: Eukaryota; Metazoa; Chordata; Chondrichthyes; Orectolobiformes; Hemiscylliidae
Gene: mis18bp1
Product: MIS18 binding protein 1
Exons: 17
Coding region: 61-4371 (1436 amino acids)
Source: RefSeq, a predicted model, not a curated record
AACAUUCCUAACGAUUUUUUCGGUUUGAAAUGGUUGUUGCGGGAGACACGGGAGUGCGGUAUGGUGUCUGUUACUCCAUCCAAGAAGAACAUUUUCAACAACACUGAAAUGGACAGAGAACAGAAAACAACCUGGAAAUCAGUACCUCUUCAUCAGAUUCCAAACGGUACUCCAUUAAAAGACUUACAUAAACUUCCAUGUAUUUCAACACGUAUCCAAAGGGAGAAUACCAAUCUGAAACCUCCAGACACAUUCCCUAUUAUCUCAUUAAAAGCUAAGAAAAAUCCUCAAGUAUUUCAUCAACUUCAAUCCACAGCCCUGGAAAAUGAGGGAACAUUUCAUGUAAUUCCUCCUGAAAUCAGUGAUAUAAUAGAUUCUGAUCCAACGAGUGUGAAAGUAAGCCAGAGUCAUGUCAAAUCUGAUUUAAAUCCUAUUGGAUCUACGUUGGUCAAGCAAAUAGUCUCUGAGAGUCCUGCUAAAACGUUCCAAAAAAUGAAAGCCAAACUUCACGGUGAUCAUCUUCAUAUCCCUGAAAAUCACCAUCUUCGAACUCCCCAAAAAACAACUUGUGGUUUGAAUGGGGCUGUUACAUCUGUGAAUGGACGUGUAAUAGAAAACACAUUUUCAGUCCCUACUCUGCCAAUUGGUUACCAGACUUCACACAAGAAGGACCAUGUUCCUGUGAUCCAACAAUCUCCAGCCAAAAUCUUUUUACAAAUGAAACAAGGGAUUGAAUUAGGCAAUAAUCCAUUGGCUUCAGUUCAACUUUCAGAGCAUAAAGCGGGAUUGCUGCACAGUAACCAACAUGGAGCAACAUUUACAAUAUCAAGCCUAUCAAAUGAACAGCCCACAGAAAGAAUAGAAGUUCCACAGAAGAGUGCAAGAACAUCAAGUGUUGAUAACACUGUCAAAAAAACUGAAAAUUGGAAUACUCUUUAUUUGAAUGAGGAUACUGAUAAUGGCAAUGAGGGAGACAAUGAAAUGUCUCAGGAUGUCGCGCUAAACACCACAAAUUCAGUUUCUACUGGUAACCAAAUUAACUGUACAAAAAGUGCAAUUCAGGACUUCACCGAUGUUAGCGUUUCCUGCUUGCAAAAGAUUGUCCAUUCAGAUAAUGUAAAAAUGCUAACAAGGUCAAAGUGUUCUAAAAAAGAAAAUGAUGAUAUUCAAGAGUGUAAGAAUUUAUGUAAUAUCUUGCUGACAUCACCAAAGAUCAAUAUACCAAGGAGACGAAGACCAGAAGUAGUAGAAUCCACAUCUGAGGAUGCUAAUGGUCUGGAAAUUAAAAUGGAAAAAAGGAUUACUCUCACCAAAUGGAUCAUCCAACAGAUAAAAGGCAGCAAUGAGAUUUGUGUAGAAGGAAAAAGAGACACUGAUGGAGUAUACUGGCAUAGUAAUGUAAUUGCUGAACGAAUUAAACAAACUGAAGUGAAAUCUAUCACUGGUUCAAUUUAUGUUCUGAAAGGACCUUUGGAUUAUGUUGCAAUGAAAAACCAGGGAUUCUCUAAUUCCAUUUUAAAACAUUUUUUUCUGGGUUUUCCAUUGGAUUGGAAGGAGUAUAUUGAAGAAUUCUUUAAAAGGAGGGAAAAAGGAUGUCAUUCAAAAACAAGGGAGAGUAAAGAUGCCAAGUUUCAAAAGCUGCCUUCAGUGAAAUCCAGAAAUUUACAAGAUAAUGCAGUUUUACCACAUGAUAAGGCUAAGACUCCAUUGUCAUCAAAGAAUAAGCGAAUGAGAGAGUCAAAAAUUGAUAAUGAGAUUACAGUUUCCACAGAAACGUCAAUGCAAAAAUAUACACUGACUAGUCGUAGUGGUCGUUGCAUUAAAGCACCAUUGGAGUACUGGAGGGGACAACGAUUAGUGAUUGAUAAUACAUUGAACGUUACCGUCAAUGAGGGUGGAACGGAUUACUUAGCUUUCACCACACAAAACAACGUAGAGAAAACAAAUGUUAAAGAUGGAAAUUAUUUGAGAACCUCAAAUCAACAGAGAAAACGACCAUCAUUGACAGACGACCUGAGUAAAAAGCAAAAGAGAUAUCCAAUUUUGAAGAUGGAAAGAGGCUGCAAACAGGGAAAAAAGGGAAAUGAAAAGCCUAACAACCAACGGGUGAAAUAUAUUACAAGAAAUCAAAAACGCAAACAGUUGUUAAGACAGGUUGCUUCAAGCACAGGUGAAAGUUCAUUGAGUACAACAACAGGAAAACCUACGCAUAGAAAAUAUGGUGACCUAAACCCAACAGUUGUUUUGACUCCAAUUUGUGAUCCUCGGUCAUUAAGCAACAAAACAGUGAAAUUAAAUGAACUACCCACUGCUAAUAUGAAAAGAAAGAAUGGAAAGACUCUGACCACUAUAAAACUGGUAAAUCCAAAGGAAAUAGAGGAUACAAGUGAAAGUGAUAUUUUUGAAAACGAGUCCAAUCAGAAACUCAGGAAAACAAAACACUCUUACAAAUUAAGAAGUAUAAGGGUAAAGUCAAGUGGUUUGUUAGAUAAUGGUGAAAGCGAAAGAAAUAUGUCUGUAGCUGAAGUGAGCAAUUCACCUGAAAUAGAGGAUACAAAUGGUACUGAUAAUUUCGAAGACAAAUUUAAUUGGAAACCCAUGGCAUUGAAACAACGUGACCCUUACAAAUUAAGAAAAAGAACAAUAAAAUCAAGUGGUUUAUUAGGUAAUGCUGAAAGCACAAGAAACAAAGAAAGAAAUAUGUCUGUGGCAGAAAUGAGUAGUUUAUCUAAAGUAAAGGAUACAAAUGACCGUGAUAAUUUUGAAGACUGUUCUAGUGGACCCACAGGAUUGAAACAUUCUUCAAAGUUGAUCAAAAAACUUGUUGAAUCAAGACAAUCAGAAGAUGAGAGUUUGGAGACCAGUGAGAGUGUCAAGAUUAAGAUUAAAAGGAAAGUGAGAAGUGCAAACUACAAAAGGUGUGUCAGUAAACAAAAUCAAGCAGCAAUAAAUAAGCACAUAAUUUUGACUACAUGUAAUUCUGACUGUACUAAUCGCACGGAGCCCUCCGAAACAUCCUCAGUUCAGCUGAAACCCGUCUCUCCAAUGAUUACUAAAGAUUGUAUUUUGUCUGAGACACUGAUAUCAUCCGACUCUAUUCCAAACAACAAGGAGAUCAGAAAAAAUAAUGCUGACGAACUUCCCUCAAAUAACCUAUGUAGUCCUAGGAGACAGAACGUCACUCGUGUUCAAAAGUUUCAAACUCCUUUUCAUUCUAAAACAGGCAGGCAGAAAACAGUAUUACAUAGUGGCAAUGCCAAAGUGACUACUACAAUUGGAUCAAAAUGCUCGUCAAAACUAAAUGACAAAGUUCAACAAUCUCUUUCAUAUCCAAUAAAGGACCCAGAAUUAAGACACCAUUAUGUUGGAAGCAGUGCAUUAAAAUGCAAGCAACACUCUUCACAAAGAGAAACUGAGAAUCAAUUCAAUAGUUUUUUGUCAUCAGAUGUUUCAGAGACUGAAACAAGUAAGACUGAAGUUAUUGUAAAAGAAAAAACAAAAGUUCCAAAUAAAAAAACUGUACCUAGAAAAGUAUUGGCUACAGACUUUCGCCCCAUAUCAAAUUCUAGAUCUAGUCUGAAAAAGCAAGCAAAACAGUUCAUAUCCUUGCAUUCCCUUGAUAGUGAAGCCGAACCCUGGACCAAGAAAGAACUACGUUGUCUACACAGAACUGUUUCAGCAAUACCAAAAAGUAAACCUGAUUUCUGGGACGAGAUUGCUGCAUCUGUUGGAACACGUUCUGCUGAGGCUUGCCAGCAAAAGUACCUAUCUGAACAUCAGCUGAAGUUGUCCAAAAGGCCUAAUGUAAAGCAGAAGAAAAAAUGUCCCAGUGAUGAAAACAAGCAAGGUGACCCAGUGAAAAUUGUUGCUCAUAUUGGAACACUGAAAAGAAAACAACAAGUAAGGGCCUUCCUGGAACAGUUGCCAAAGGAAGACCAUGAAGACCUUUUCAAUGAUGCAGUAUUGCAGCAUAAACGAAUAAAGCUUCCCAGCUUUCCAAGCAGUCAAGAGGAGGAUGAUGAUGAUGACUUUUUGCUUCAAACAAAUCCAACUACUCCAACUUCAGUCAUCUUUCCUUUAGCGAAAACACCACAGUGGAACCACAUCAGUCCUCGAAUGUUGGGGCCUACUGAUAGUGCUAAUAAUGAUAAAUAUGUUUUUCAACUGCAAAAAAAGAGCAAGAUGAAGAAUUGGUCCAAGCUCCCUAAAAGAUCGAAACCUGAAUUUUGUAUGUCACCGGCUAGAUCAAAAUCAUCACAUUUAUUUGAAGGUGCACAGAAGUCUAACAUAGGAACCGUAUUCAAGAGUAGAGAAGAUACUCAAUCAGAUGACACAGAGGAUGAAGAUUACUAUUUUUCAGUUACUGAUUAGCUUUUAAUUUAUAAUAAAACUAAACUUCCUGAAAUUGAACUACUUAAUUUGCAUCUUUUAAGAUUGAACAGUCUUGGUAAAUUUGGA